AUGUACUUCUCCCGUCUCCUCCCGGCUGUGGCCCUAGGCUCAGUUCUAGCCACCGCAGAUAUCGUCACCUACUCCCCUCCAACCGAACCGGGCCUGUGCUACAGCAUCACCAUCCCCAAUACCACCACCGCCGCUGGCUCCGGCCCCAUCUACCUACAAAUAUCUGCCCCCGCGACUCUACAAUGGGUCUCCUUAGGCGAAGGCGCCCAAAUGGCCUCUGCGAACCUCUUCAUUCUUUGGGCCGCCUCUUCCACGGAAGUCACACUGUCACCGCGUUCCAGCUUGGACGGUGGCAAGAGUGAACCUCAAUACAACUCCCUUGCAAAUGUUACUCUCCUCGCCGGCUCGGGGAUUGACAACGGCAUUAUGACCGCCAACAUCCGCUGUGAUAACUGUCUCUCAGCCUGGCCAACUCCCGCUGCACCUCCUAGCGAUCCCAGUUCUGUAUAUACCUUGGACCCUGAGGGGACCUCCACACCUUGGUUUUGGGCUUCUUUUACUGGACCGUCCUUGAACGACCCUGACCCUUCGGCGGACCUGGCGAUGCAUGAUGAUUUAGGUUCCAUGCAACUCGACUUGAGUCAGGCACAGUUCUCUGCCGCGGAGGCUAUAACCGAUCCAUCAUACAGUCCCUUCCAAUAA
Molecule: messenger RNA, 642 nt
Organism: Aspergillus costaricaensis CBS 115574
Lineage: Eukaryota; Fungi; Ascomycota; Eurotiomycetes; Eurotiales; Aspergillaceae
Product: CBD9-like protein
Exons: 2
Coding region: 1-642 (213 amino acids)
Source: RefSeq, a predicted model, not a curated record